Molecule: messenger RNA, 282 nt
Organism: Morchella sextelata
Lineage: Eukaryota; Fungi; Ascomycota; Pezizomycetes; Pezizales; Morchellaceae
Exons: 3
Coding region: 1-282 (93 amino acids)
Source: RefSeq, a predicted model, not a curated record
AUGUCUACUGCCAAAUGCUCCCAAUGCAAGCAUGAUAAAGCCAUUGCGGAAUAUGAUAGAAACCGCCGCGAGAAGACAAGCGGAGAUGAGACAAAGACGUGCUUCUUUGCGAGCCGGGCAAACAGUAGAAACAUUGGAGCUAUCCCCACCCAGAGCUGUAAGACAAGGAAUACGUUCUGCCUUUCAUUGCGCAUUUCUCAGUUCCCGUUUACAAUGGAAAGAAUUGAAUAUGGGCUCAAUGACGAUCAUUUGCGAGUCCUGUUCAGCUUUACAUUGGAUUGA